AUCUCAACGCGCCGAGCGCGCAGACAUGGCGGAGGUUGGCAGAGUGCCGCUGAGCGACCCUGGUGCUCUGCUGCCCGCAGGCUUCUGGGCUGCCGUGACCGUGUGGCUGGAGAGGCCACAGGUGGUCAACAAACGGCUGUGCGGCGUCCGCGUGGAGGUCCGCGGGAGCGCUUCUCGGCCCCGCGCCCAGGCGGAGUGCGGACCACGGCGUGGACGGGGACGCGGGCCGGAGGGGCAUGACACGGGGGAACCCGGACACGCCUCUCCCGAAGGAGAGCCAGGGUUGGGACCUAGGGCAAUCGGCGAAGGCGACGCCCCCGCGGCUGUCUUAGACUCGCUGUGGGACCGAGUCUCCCAAAGCCUCGUCCAGGACAAUUCGGAAAUGCUGGCUUUCCUCUCUGGCCCCGAGUUCGGUUCUCAGCCUGAAGCCGCGCAGGAGCUCGAUCUGGUUCUCAGAACCGUCAUCCCGAAAGCGAGCCCCCACUUCUCCCUUACAGUGCCGAAGAAAGAACUGGUGGUGCAAGAUGUCUCCAAUGGGAGGGUCACCUUUUUGCCCUUGGAAGAAGAUGAUGCAGGGAAUUUGGAAGUUAAGCUGAGCAACGUGUAUCAGCUCCAUCUGCACCACAGUGAAGGAGAAUGGUUCAUAUCUGUUUUAAUUUUCUGUCCAGAGAGGUGGCACUCAGAUGGUGUUGUCUAUCCCAAGCCGGCCUGGCUUGGAGGAGAACUGCUGUCCAAGUUGGCCAGGUGGGCCGUGGAGAACAGGAAGAGCGAGUUUAAAAGCACACUCUCCCUGGUGUCCAUCCUGCGCUAUAGCAGGAUGUACCAGGACCUCAAAGAGAAGUACAGAGACAUGGUGAAGGUUUGGCCUGAAGUAACCGACCCUGAAAAGUUUGUCUAUGAAGAUGUGGCCAUUGCUACGUACCUGCUGAUCCUAUGGGAAGAGGAAAGGGCCGAGAGGGGAGUCACCACCAAGCAGUCCUUUGUGGACUUGGGGUGCGGAAAUGGCCUUCUGGUCCACAUCUUGAGCAAUGAGGGGCAUCCGGGCAGAGGGAUUGAUGUCCGAAGGAGAAAAAUCUGGGACAUGUAUGGACCCCAAACUCAGUUGGAGGAAGGUUCCAUCACUCCAAGUGACAAGACCCUGUUCCCUGGUGUUGAUUGGCUGAUUGGUAACCAUUCUGAUGAGCUCACCCCCUGGAUCCCUGUCAUUGCAGCCAGGUCUUCCUACACCUGCCGGUUCUUUGUCCUGCCCUGCUGUUUCUUUGACUUUGUGGGGCGGUACCGGCGGCGGCAGAGCAGUAAGACACAGUACCGAGAGUACCUGGACUUCGUGUUGGAGGUGGGGCUCUCCUGUGGCUUCCACGUGCAGGAGGACUGCCUCAGGAUUCCUUCUACCAAGCGGGUCUGCCUCGUUGGGAAAUCCAGAACAUACCCACCUUCUGCGGAGGUCUGGAUGGAUGAGCAGAGAACACGGUACCUACGCAGCAGACAGGGCCACCCCCAGAGCCUGCCCAGUGAGAGACAUGCAUCUUCUGCACCCCAGACUAUUGCUCACGGUGCUGGUCACCAAGACUGUCACAGGACCUUUGCUGCUGGGACUGAGUGCAUGUCUGAGGGCUUGGCUGCUGAGCGAGGAGCAGAAGCCCAAGCCACAGGGCUCUGGGCACCCGGCUUCAGCCCUAGAGAAAAAGCCGAACGUGUGAGGAAUUGUGCCACCCUCCCUCGAGACUUCAUUGACCAGGUGGUUUCACAAGUGGCCAAUUUGUUAUUAGACGGAAAGAAGUUAAACACGGGAACCUCUGAGGAUGGGAGUCUGAAGACCUGGAAUGGAGGAGGGAGCCUUUCCCUGGCAGAAGUGGCUGCGGAACUGAACCCAGAGAUGCUGCGAAGGCUGAAGCGGGAGUGUGGAGGCCUACAGACCCUGCUCAGGAAUAACCAUCAGGUGUUUGAAGUUCUGAAUGGGCGAGUUCACAUCCGUGACUGGCGGCGAGAGCUGCAGAGGGAAAAGCUUCCAGAAGCCAAGCGGAGCCUGUCUGCAGAGGUGUUCAAGACUCGCAUGUGCUGGUUCUUCGCUCACCAUCCUGAUGGCUGCGUACUGCCUGCUGCUCAUUGCCCCUUCGCCCAUGGGCCUGAAGAGCUGCGCCUGUCCCGGACCUCAAAGAAGCAGAGGCAGGCUUCCUGAGUCACUUCUCUGUGAUCUCUGGCUUUUGCCUCUGUGGCUCUCCUACCUAUCUCACUUGUCCUGAUGACACUGUGCUGAGCUGGGUUGGCUUCAGUGUGACCUGUUGGUGUGACAGUUACUGGCACAUGUCUCCAGGCUGCAGAGCCUGCUUGGCCCUUCUCAGACUGCCCUGAAGCCAGAGCCACUGGGUCAGCCCCUAUAGACACGACCUUCUCAUUCUCAGGGCUGUGUGCCCCAGGUUUCCUCUGCCUGGGAGCUCGCUGCAGGCUAGUCACAGGAUCCUGAAAGCAGAGACGCAAGGCUUUCUGAGUCCUAGAGAGGAAAGCUCCCAGAGUCACACCCGGCCACCCUGUGUUGAAGGCAUGACUCCGAGUGAACACUGCCCCCUCUUUACCCUUCUCUUUGGAACCCUCUCCCCUGAAGUGUUGGACAGUUUUUCCUUUCAGGAAAAAUUAUUUUCAUUUAGAUUUAUUUUCAGUCUUACACAGAAGAUGCCACUCAUAUCAUCUUGGCUGAAUGUCCUGGGGGCCAGCCUCUCUGAAACCUCAUGUGGUAGACGUUUCUGAUGACUGUCCUGGUGUCACCUUAGCAAUGAGAAUGAAGUUAUUUCUUCUGAAGUGCUAAAGGCUCUACAGUAUCCUGGGGCAGGGCAGGUGAGAACCCACAGAGCAUCUUCCCACCUCUUCCCCAGUGUGGUAGCCCCAACACCAGAGAUGGUGAUCUGCACCCAGGCAAUACCACCACUGUCUUGCAUGGACUAGGCUGUGGCCUCAGGAACUCAAAGAGGGGCAGUCUCUGUCCUCAUUGGCCCUGCCUACAGUGGCCUUUUCUCCCAGGUCCACUGGGGCCCAGAACCUGCAGAGCCCUUUCCCAGCCUGGAGUCCUGAGAAGCAGCAUUUGGUCUCAGGCCCUGCACGUGUGUGAAAUUCUAACUGUUGUCCUUUGUAAGGCAAGGCCCCCAGAGGCAUUUUUCUUGGCCCUCCCUCAGAUUUUACUGGAGCCCCAUGUUAAGACAGCAAGACCGAGAAGUGGGUCAGCGGCUGAAGUUCCCAUAUUUUCCAGUUUACAGAGCCUCACGCUGAAAACUGGGUUCUGGGAGAAGCCACCAGAGAAGCACAUUCAGGAUGAGCUGUGGUUGCUCCUUCAUAUGCUCAAUCCCCGCCCCAGGGCCUGCAUUCAGUGAGGACAACUUCCAGAAGCCCCUGCAUGGGAAGCAUAUGAGCAGGGUUAGCGAAGUGCUCAUGCAAGUGUUCCUUGACAAUCCUGCUGCAUUGGGUAUUCAGUUAAAUCAACGUUCUACCAUGUCAGUGACAGGACCAGAGGAACAAGUGAACUCAGAGUUCAAGAAAUGCACUGAUUCACGCUGCAGUGCUAGCUGGCUGGUGAGCACUCGUCCCAGGUCUGCUCCACGUGCAAGCACACACUUGGGCAUAAACUGGGGUUUGCCUGGAA
Messenger RNA from Meriones unguiculatus (Mongolian gerbil), 3631 nucleotides. It is a transcript of the gene Trmt44, whose product is annotated as tRNA methyltransferase 44 homolog. Bases 26 to 2179 code for a protein of 717 amino acids. The transcript is spliced from 11 exons. Lineage: Eukaryota; Metazoa; Chordata; Mammalia; Rodentia; Muridae. The record is from RefSeq and is a predicted model, not a curated record. Gene Ontology annotation, molecular function: metal ion binding; tRNA (uridine) methyltransferase activity. Gene Ontology annotation, biological process: tRNA methylation.